Molecule: messenger RNA, 891 nt
Organism: Lichtheimia ornata
Lineage: Eukaryota; Fungi; Mucoromycota; Mucoromycetes; Mucorales; Lichtheimiaceae
Exons: 1
Coding region: 1-891 (296 amino acids)
Source: RefSeq, a predicted model, not a curated record
AUGGCGACCUCCAAUGCCACACCUGCAGAUAAUCAACCAAACUACAACGUACCAUCGGAAUAUCAUUUGACGAUAUCACCACUAUCAAGUCCGGUGAGGGAAUCUCUACAAGCUGCGGCCGAUCACUUUAACACACCAAGGGGAGAAACACUUCACGCACUACCCCCUUUGAUACCACAUCUAUUACAAACCAUACCGGAGAAUCAAAUUGUGCAUCGACCAUCAAACUUCCAUGAGGCAUUACAAGCACUUACAAAUGCUGCAGACGAUCCAGAAUGGCGACGUCAUUUACAAAGGAUCAUUUCUGGAAACGCUCAACUACCAGAAUCACCGAAUACCGAUCAAGAAACGUUGUACGAAUACGAUGACGAUGAGGACAUGCCCGACGCAUCCACUAUAUCAGGUUCAUCUCAAGAAAGGGUAGCUACAUCUUUUCAUCAUGAAGACGUUUAUGUUGCGAGCCCACAAAGAUCGUAUCUUCAACAACCCAACGAUAUGGAUGACUAUAGCACACAACCCAAUGUUGUGGAUGACCAAGGUGUACCACCACGCUAUGCAACUGAAGGCCCCUUUGAAGUUGCAAACCAUAUCAUGAUGCUUGCCCCCAACGAUGUACAACGAUUACGAUGCCUCCAUCGACGAAUCAUGCAAAAUCGAGAAGCUAUGCUCGAAAUGCAUUUAGCAAACGACCUCAUUACUGGCGAAAUUGGAUCCAUAUUACGAGACUCUGCUGUACAUCCAUCAUAUCAUCAAGACCACGACCACUCUCUUCAAGAAGAAUGGCGAUUGUACGCAUAUCGACUCAUGACUGGUGAACAUGCUGCGCCUACUUUUAUCCCAUUGUACCCCAUACACCCAAUGCAUACCACCGGUGUACGCAUGCAGAUCUGA